GAUGGCAGUUUCUAAACACCAUGUUUCAAUUCUUAUAUAUCAGGCCAAGCCUCAUUCUUCUUUCUCUUUCUCGUGUAACUUUCGAGCAGCUCAUCAGAAAAGAAUUGUUCUUUGGGGUGAUUGGAGAAAUGGGCAGGCUUUUUGUGCAGACUCUUGAAGGGAGCAUCUAUUCUUGCAAGCAUUGCAAGACCCAUCUUGCUGUUUUGGAAGAUAUCAUGUCCAAGGCUUUUAGUUCUAGGCAUGGGAAAGCUUAUCUCUUCCGUAAUGUUGCGAAUGUAACCCUUGGAGAGAAGGAGGAGAGAAUGAUGAUAACUGGAAUGCACAUCGUGGCUGACAUAUUUUGUGUGUGCUGUGGAUCUAAUGUUGGGUGGAAAUAUGAGUCUGCUUAUGAAAAGAGCCAAAAAUACAAGGAAGGCAAAUUCAUUCUCGAGAGCCCUAUAAUCUGUAAAUCCUUUGGUUGAGCAGGUUUCAGAUAUUGGGUCCUAAUGGAAGCACAUACCCAAGAAUUCAGGAAGCUCAGAUUGUGGGAAGUGACGUUGAUGAAGAAUGAUGCUGGAAUAGCUUUAUGUCAUCGUAUAAAUUGCUGUUAAAUGAAUAUAACUGUACAAUCUCUAGAACUUGUCUUUUCCGGAACAUAGUAGUUAUAGUCAUGCUUUAUAGUGGUUAAAGACCAGUUUGUUUUGCAGAAAAACUUAGAGUGGUCCGGUCAUCUUACAUUUUCCGACAUCUCGUCGUAGACACAGGAAAUGAAUCACCCCCUAUCCAUGAGAAUGAAUAAUGGUAGCUUUUAUAACUUACAAUUUACAUUUUGGUAAACAGAUUUUUAGUUUGGGCAGCAAAGUAUAUUUUGUGUUGAACUGUUGAUGUUUAAGACAUGGGUUACCUUUCAUUAUUUUUAGUAUCUUUCAGAUUGA
Daucus carota subsp. sativus is the source of this 914-nucleotide messenger RNA. RefSeq names its product protein yippee-like. The transcript has 6 exons. The record is from RefSeq and is a predicted model, not a curated record. The coding region runs from base 21 to 461 and encodes 146 amino acids. Lineage: Eukaryota; Viridiplantae; Streptophyta; Magnoliopsida; Apiales; Apiaceae.